Messenger RNA from Gymnogyps californianus (California condor), 2932 nucleotides. RefSeq names its product tripartite motif containing 32 (gene TRIM32). Gene Ontology annotation, molecular function: zinc ion binding; protein binding. NCBI's taxonomy places the organism in Eukaryota, Metazoa, Chordata, Aves, Accipitriformes, Cathartidae. Bases 1 to 2082 code for a protein of 693 amino acids. The record is from RefSeq and is a predicted model, not a curated record. The transcript is spliced from 2 exons.
AUGGAGAAACCUGGAUUGAAGCUGAACGGCAACCAGAGUGGUAUAAGCCUGACCCAGAAUACAAGAAUGAGAGUCAGAGCACCUUGGAAUAGAUGCGAGUACAAGACUUUGCACCGGCUAAAGCUGCCUUGGAAAGCCAUGGCUGCCGCCCCUCAUCUCAACUCGGAUGCACUCCGAGAGGUCCUGGAGUGCCCCAUUUGCAUGGAGUCCUUCACUGAGGAGCACCUGAGACCCAAGCUCUUACACUGCGGGCACACCAUCUGCAAACAGUGCUUGGAGAAACUCCUAGCAAACAGCAUUAAUGGGAUACGGUGCCCCUUUUGCAGCAAAAUCACGCGGAUCACGAGCUUAGCUCAGCUGACUGACAAUCUUACUGUGCUGAAGAUCAUAGACACCGCUGGACUGGGGGAAGUGGUGGGUCUUCUCAUGUGCAAGGUCUGUGGGAGAAGGUUGCCAAGACAUUUCUGCAAGAGCUGUAGCUUGGUUUUAUGUGAGCCGUGCAAGGAGACAUCACACAUGCCCCAAGGGCACAGAGUCAUUGCUAUCAAAGAGGCUGCUGAAGAGCGCAGGAGGGAAUUUGGGACAAGGCUUGCCAGACUUCGGGAGCUCAUGGGCGAUCUGCAGAAAAGAAAAGCGUCUCUGGAAGGUGUUUCGAGAGACCUGCAAUCUAGAUACAAAGCAGUUCUGCAAGAUUACAGCAAAGAAGAGCGCAAGAUCCAGGAAGAACUGGCCAGGUCACGCAAGUUCUUCACCACCUCCUUGUCUGAAGUGGAGAAGGUAAACAAUCAGGUAAUGGAGGAGCAAGCUUAUCUGCUGAACUUAGCAGAAGUGCAGAUAAUGUCUCGCUGUGACUAUUUCCUUGCCAAAAUAAAGCAGGGAGAUAUAGCUCUCUUGGAGGAGGCAGCAGAUGAGGAAGAACCAGAACUGACAAACAGUCUCCCAAGGGAGCUGACUCUUCAAGAGGUUGAACUCCUUAAGGUGAGCCAUGUGGGACCACUGCAGAUCGGGCAGGUGGUGAAGAAACCCCGGACCGUUAACAUGGAGGAAUCGCUCAUGGAAACUGCAGCAUCCUCAUCAGCAUCAUUUAGGGAGCCUGACUUGGUGCAAGAAGAGGCCAGCUGCACACCGAAUUCCUCACCAGCCAAGCCAAGGAUGCCUGAAGCAGCCACGAGCAUCCAGCAGUGUCACUUCAUCAAGAAGAUGGGCUCCAAGGGCAGCCUGCCAGGCAUGUUUAAUCUCCCUGUCAGCCUACAUGUCACCCUGCAAGGUGAGGUGCUUGUGGCAGACCGAGGCAAUUUCCGAAUCCAGGUUUUUACCCGCAAGGGCUUUCUGAAGGAGAUUCGCCGGAGCCCUAGCGGAAUCGAUAGUUUUGUAUUGAGUUUCCUUGGGGCAGACUUGCCCAAUUUGACUCCCCUUUCUGUCACCAUGAACUGCCAUGGCCUGAUAGGUGUGACUGACAGCUACGAUAACUCUGUCAAGGUCUACACCAUGGAUGGUCACUGCGUGGCGUGUCACCGGAGCCAGCUGAGCAAGCCCUGGGGCAUCGCCGCCUUGCCGUCUGGGCAGUUUGUAGUGACCGACGUGGAAGGAGGGAAACUCUGGUGUUUCACGGUGGACCGCGGCGUGGGGGUAGUGAAGUACAGUUGCUUAUGUAGCGCAGUGCGCCCAAAGUUUGUCACCUGCGAUGCUGAAGGGACCAUAUACUUUACUCAAGGGCUGGGGCUUAACCUGGAAAACCGGCAGUACGAACACCAUUUAGAAGGCGGCUUUUCAAUUGGCUCCGUCGGCCCGGAUGGGCAGCUGGGACGCCAGAUUAGCCACUUCUUCUCCGAGAAUGAGGAUUUCAGGUGCAUUGCUGGGAUGUGCGUCGAUGCCAGGGGAGACCUCAUUGUUGCCGACAGCAGCCGUAAGGAAAUCCUGCAUUUUCCUAAAGGAGGUGGCUAUAAUAUCUUAAUCCGGGAAGGACUCACCUGUCCCGUCGGUAUCGCCAUUACUCCCAAAGGGCAGCUGCUGGUGCUGGACUGUUGGGAUCAUUGCAUUAAGAUCUAUAGUUACCAUCUGAGAAGAUAUUCCACUCCUUAAAGGCAUGUCCCUAGGUAAAGCCCCUUUUGGCAGCAGAGAUUCUUCCAGCCUCAUUGGAAUCCGACGGGAACCAGUGUCAAACGUUCAGGAAGAUUGUGCCAUAACUGAAGAGGGUUUGGCACAGAGGCCGUCAUGUUUUGUGUUUAGAAACGAAAUAGCUUACGUGGUGGUGGUGGUCUGCUUUUUUUUCUUCUUUUUUUAUAUAAAAUCCGUACAAUAAAAAAGAACAAGCGUGAGGGGAAGGAUCCAUCCUUCUGGAGUACUGCUUCCUUGCUAAAUGACUGGUCACUCCAUAAACCUCCUCACCUCCUUUCGCCACAUCUCCUACGCUUCCAGCUUCAACUGUUGUAUCUUUCUGUGUGCCAUAAACACUGACUGACUGCUCUAAAUCACCUUCCCUUGGAGGACUAGAGAGGCAAUCCUCUUCUCACUGUGGUACUCGCAAGGAACUGGGUAGCAGUUGUCUGGGCGACUACUAGAGAAAGCAAUUUCUGAUUGCAGCACUGCAUAAAACGAAAUAGCCCUCUUAAACUGUGUGGAGACGGAGCUUUACUUUCAAAUUGACGAGGGAGAGUUUUCUCUCUCUGUUUUUCUGGUAUUCAGGAGAUUGCCCCUGUCAUGCCAUUGGUGAACCGUGUCUGUUCGAUGUGAAGUGAGUACUGUGCAAUCGUGGGAGACCGAGCUGAGCCAGAAAACUGCCCUCUGAGGGCAACAGGGUUUUUGUUACUACUAAGAGUUCUGCUAGGUAGAAUGGGGUGAAAAGGGAGGGGGCUGGAGGAAAAAAAAUGAGGGGAAACCUAUGGUUGAUAUUUACUGUUGUUUUGUUAUUAAAUGUAUCCUGGAAACUGUC